AUGUCGUCGCACCGGAACGAUGAAGUGGCGCUCAGCUAUCACGAAUCGUGUCUCCGCCUGUCGGAUGUGGACCUGCUGAAGGGUCCGUACUGGCUGAACGAUCAGAUCAUUUCGUUCUACUUCGAGUAUCUCGAGAAGCAGGUGUUUGAAAACGAGAACGAUCUGCUGUUCGUCAGCCCGGAAGUUACCCAGUGCAUCCGGAUGGUGGCACAGGACGAUGUUGGCAUAUUUCUGGAACCGCUGCGCGCCCAACACAGAGCGUUUGUGUUUUUCGCACUAAACGACAACCAGCUGGCGGAUCGGGCCGGUGGAUCACACUGGAGUCUGCUGGUGUUUUCUCGCGGCGAGAAAGCAUUCUACCAUUUCGAUUCAUCCCGCAACGCGAACGCCGAAUAUGCUCGCCAUCUGGUGACGGUGCUGAAGCGGGCCCUGUACUGUCCGGAUGCGCAACUACGCACCGGGGACUGUCUACAGCAGAGCAACGGAUACGACUGUGGUGUGCAUGUGCUGUGUACGGUGGAUGCUGUGGCUCAGCAGAUACGCAAAAGUGGCAAAAUCGAGGGUGUUCGUAGUGCACGGUACGAUGUGAUACGAUCCAAGCGCGAGGAACUGUUGGGAAUAAUACUAACCUUAGGUGGCAGGAUUAAGUAG
This is a messenger RNA of Anopheles marshallii, 651 nucleotides long. RefSeq names its product sentrin-specific protease 8 (gene Den1). Gene Ontology annotation, biological process: proteolysis. The transcript has a single exon. The record is from RefSeq and is a predicted model, not a curated record. The coding region runs from base 1 to 651 and encodes 216 amino acids. Gene Ontology annotation, molecular function: cysteine-type peptidase activity; deNEDDylase activity. Lineage: Eukaryota; Metazoa; Arthropoda; Insecta; Diptera; Culicidae.